Messenger RNA from Bathycoccus prasinos, 3981 nucleotides. RefSeq lists its product with no specific name. Gene Ontology annotation, biological process: protein polyubiquitination; ubiquitin-dependent protein catabolic process. Lineage: Eukaryota; Viridiplantae; Chlorophyta; Mamiellophyceae; Mamiellales; Bathycoccaceae. Gene Ontology annotation, molecular function: ubiquitin protein ligase activity. The record is from RefSeq and is a predicted model, not a curated record. Bases 1 to 3981 code for a protein of 1326 amino acids. The transcript has a single exon.
AUGUCGUUUAUCCCUGGGUUGCACUCGUUCGAUGGCAACUCGACGAGGCAGAAGAAGAUUGAUUUGUCCGGGAAAAAAAGUGGUGGUUUUGGUGAAAGCAAAAGUGUCGGAGGAACACCCUCGAGGAGGAGCGCGAGAAAUGCGCCGUCGGAGACGACGAUGGGUUUGAGCAAAGUCGGGGGAAAUCGUGGUGGUCCCACGACGAGUUCUGGGAGUAGGAAUUCGUUGACGAAAGAAGAAACGCUGACGCGGGCGAAACGGGAACGAGAACAGCGACAUCGCGCGCGAGUGGAGAUGAAAGCAGCUUUGGUGGUACAGAAACACUGGAGGAGCGUCACGGCGCUGAGAGUGGCGAAGCAACGGAUGAGAGUGGAAGAGGAAAGAGAGAGAGAAAAUGGUGGUGGUGAAGGUGGGAAAUUGUACGGUGAAAUGUGCGCGAAGUGUUUAUCGUCGUCGGCGUCGACGGAUCAUCUGUAUGGUUGCGAAGAGUGCAAAGAGCAUUUUUCGUAUUUGGAAGCGGAUGAAAAGUAUUCGCGCGCCGCGUUCGGGUAUUUGCGGCGAUUGACCUUUUACGCUUCUUCGUCGACGCCUUCGAGCAAUUCUGGCGACGACGAGGAGAGGAUGGAUGAAGAUGGGACGAUAGAUGAGCUUCGAGAUGGCAUCAGAAGUAAUUGUUACUUGCAGGAUAUGGAGACGAUGCGUAAAGUUCUGAAGGCGGUGCUUCCAGCUUGGUUGUAUGGAGAAGGCGGCGAGUCACCCAACAUUGACGACGCUCAAUUGAGAGUACGCAGAAGAAUACUAGCGAGGUCGCUGCGAUGGUGCUUGCUCCGACUGGGCAGCGGGGCGGUAGGUGAUGAACGAAAGGCGCAUAGUAAUGGUGACAAUGUGCACGGAACGGCACAAAGUAUUGCGAUCAAACGUGGAUUAGCAUCACUGACGUUCACAUACCUUACUGGAUACGGGGGAGAUGACAGGGAGGGGGGGUCGCACGCGCUAAUUAGGGAAGUCGCGAGAGACGAAGCGAGGAACGUCAAAGGGGCGGUUUCAUUCAACGACGACAUCGUCAAAAAUAUAUUGAGGAAUGCGGCUGAUAUCAAUGCCGCUGGUAUCUUCACAGCUCCGCGAGGUUUGCUCACACUAAUAACCGAUAUUGGUCGCGUCGCGUUACAAGAUGCAGGAAGGUGCAAAGAAGAAGGAGAUGCAAUGGAUGUUGGAGUGUCAUCAGAGGUGAAGAAUUGGGGCGAAUCGUUCGCCGUACAAGUUUUCUCUUGCCCUCUGGUCUUUCAAAAGUUACUCGGCAAUCUCGAUGUUCUUGGGUUCGCCCCUGGGUUCUCCCCCGAUUGGGAUUCGGAGUCGGAGGAUUCGGAGUCGGAGGGUUCGCCACCGCCGCUUCUUUCUGCCGAUAAUGCACAAUUUUUCGCAGCACCCGCGACGCUCUUUCUUCGUGCGCUCUCAACACCAAGUAGCGUUCUUUUCGAUGUGAACGUUGGAGAGGAGGGGUAUUCGCGAAUCGCGUGGAUGUUGGGAAAUCUUUGCGAAUGGUCUCGAUCGCCAACAUUCGGUGUCGGAUGGAGAGAGGGAAAGUAUAUUUACAAUGAAUAUUACGGUGAAAAUGCUCUUCUGUUUGCAAACGCGUGCGGCACAUUAGUCGAUGCGUUGCCACUGUCCGCGUUGCCGGACGAAGACGAAAACCAGUAUUCGUCGAGCUUUUCUAGAAACGAUAACGGAAAGAGUACGUUAUUCGAUAGUGACGACGAGGAUUUCGAGGAGAAACCACUUCGCGCAAAAGGAUCGAUGGUGAAAAAAGGUGGUACUGUGUUUGACACGGUUAAAGUGCCGCCUUUAUUGAAGCGACAACUCGCCUCGCUUUGGAAUCCGCCUUCAUCGAUCAUUUCCGCGCAACUGGCGAGUGCGUGCGCUGUCGACGCAGACAAAGAAGAAGAUGACAGGAGCGAACAGAACACCGCAAAAAUUGCAAAAUAUAUUCUCGGAAUUUCAAGUGUUCUCAGAGGAAAAGAUCGCGUGUUCUUUCUUGCCUCGUUUGCGUUUCAAUGCGCAGAUAUCAUGCGGAACCUGUGGCUCAGCGUGUCUUCGCAAUACGCUAAAAAUCCGAAAGAUACGAUUCGCGAUCCGAAAUGGCGCGAACAGUUGGGUGCCUUUUCCGAAAUCUACGCCGUGCACGCCCAAACGGCUGACGAUGAAGAGUUUUACGUCAUCGGGAAACCGCUCACGAUUGAUGAAUCGAAGUUUCUCGUCGAAAUCGCAAAGAACACGUUAUGGUUUCAAUUAUGGGAAGAGCCGUUCACUAACAAUGGAAGUUUGAACGCCAGUAAAAGCUACCGAGCGGUCCGAACGGAAGAUUGUCAAAUUGAAGCUACUGCGUCUGUGUUGCAAAACUUGUUCGACCGCAAUGGCCGACGUCAAUUCGCUCCACCGGAGUUGUUUUAUGCCGUCGAACUGUGCGGCGGAGUGGAUUCUGGUUUUUUAACGCCGGCGGUAGAUUCCUUCCUCCGAGAAUUUGGCGAAGGUGGGCGGAAAUCGAGAGCGUCGAAUGUUUUAAGUAAAUGUUCGUGUUUGGCACCGUUUGAAGUUAGAGUCCGCGCUUUUGGCACCGCGACUGAGAAAUUCCGCCGGCAGGAAUUGGGAAUGAGUGCGAGUGCGAUGAACGCGAGGAAUUCAGAAGCGUUGUCGUUCAUCAACGGAAUGCAACACAGUAAGAUGCACAUCACCGUUGAAAGAGGAAAGGUUUUAAGACAAGGAUUUAAGCAACUCUUUCUCGAUCAAGCUUCCUCGAGUCAUCCUGCAGAUGCUAUGCGUAAAUGCGUGGAGGCUUUGCAAGGAAAUGUUCGAGUGAAGUUUAUCAACGAACACGGCGCGGAAGAAGCGGGCGUCGACGGCGGCGGUUUGUUCAAAGAUUUCUUGAGCGCGACGGUAGAAGAGGCGUUUGACCCAAAAGAAGGGAACUUUCUUUUUUGCGAGACGCCAGAUAGAACCCUGUAUCCAAACCCAAGAUACGCGAAUACGUUGGAAAAGCAGUUUUCAGAGUUUGGCGAUGAUCGAAACGAUGAUGAUGAUGAUGACGACGACGAUGUGAUGAUUACGCGCGAUAGCAACGAAGAGAGCGACAGAGAGAAGUGGCUCGUGUACUCCUAUUUUUAUUUAGGAGCCAUUCUCGGUAAAGCGUGUGGAGAAGGUAUUCUUUUAGAUGCGCCGCUCGCGGGCUUCUUUCUCUCCAAAUUACGAGGUAAACCUCCGACACUUUCGGAUUUGACCACGUUUGACCCAGAAGUUUACAGGAAUCUCAUCAUGCUCAAAGGAUUCAACGAGAGCGACUUUGAUGAUUUAGAGCUGUAUUUCGUCGCGCUCGAUCGCUCAAAUGCGAAUCCAGACAGUCCAAGAUACGUAGAUUUGGUUCCGAAUGGAUCAACCAUUCGCGUGAACAAGAAGAAUUAUCCUUCGUAUUUACACGCAAUGGCGGCGUAUUUACUCGAUGGUCAGAUUCGCGUGCAGUCAGCAGCCUUCGUCGAAGGCUUUCGAGCGAUGGUGCGUCCGUCGACCCUGAAACUUUUUACGCCGGCUGAGUUAGGAUUGUUAAUAUCAGGUUCUGGCGGUGGCGUGGACGUGGACGAUCUCGCGCGUUCGUCGCAUUACAUGGGAGGAUACGACGCAGAUCACGCAGUCAUACAAAGACUUUGGCGAGUGACACGAAAUAUGAGCAAAGAGAAUCAAAGAAAACUUCUAAAGUUUGUCACUUCCAGCGCAAACACUCCUUUACUGGGUUUUAGCGCGUUAAACCCGCCUUUUUGCAUCCACCGCGCGGCGUCCGGAAGCGACGCAAACUCCGUAGCGGAUGUAACCAGACUCCCCAGCGCGGCGACGUGCAUGAAUCUCUUGAAGCUGCCGCCGUACGAUACGGACGAAGAGAUGGAAAAGAAAUUAGUGUACGCCAUAUCAAACGCGAAAGCGUUUGACCUUUCCUAA